Molecule: messenger RNA, 3657 nt
Organism: Neomonachus schauinslandi (Hawaiian monk seal)
Lineage: Eukaryota; Metazoa; Chordata; Mammalia; Carnivora; Phocidae
Gene: HIPK2
Product: homeodomain interacting protein kinase 2
Exons: 15
Coding region: 151-3657 (1168 amino acids)
Biological process (GO): intrinsic apoptotic signaling pathway in response to DNA damage by p53 class mediator; peptidyl-threonine phosphorylation; positive regulation of transcription by RNA polymerase II
Cellular component (GO): cytoplasm; nucleus; PML body
Molecular function (GO): protein serine/threonine kinase activity; SMAD binding; protein tyrosine kinase activity
Source: RefSeq, a predicted model, not a curated record
GAGGCGGUGAUGCGGGCGCUGGCGGCCCCGGCUGCGCCGAGAGCGGAGACACAGGCUCAAGAUGGCAGAUUCCGACUGAGGCUGGGGGGGCCGAGCUCGCGCGCCGCGUUCCCUUCUCCGUUGCCAUGAAUCGCGGACACCCCGGCCCCGAUGGCCCCCGUGUACGAAGGUAUGGCCUCACAUGUGCAAGUCUUCUCCCCUCACACCCUUCAAUCAAGUGCCUUCUGUAGUGUGAAGAAACUGAAAGUAGAGCCGCGUUCCACCUGGGACAUGACUGGGUACGGCUCCCACAGCAAAGUCUAUAGCCAGAGCAAGAACAUACCACCUUCUCAGCCAGCCACUACAACCGUCAGCACCUCCUUGCCAAUCCCAAACCCAAGCCUACCUUACGAGCAGACCAUCAUCUUCCCAGGAAGCACCGGGCACAUAGUUGUAACAUCCGCAAGUAGCACUUCUGUCACUGGGCAAGUCCUCGGCGGACCACAUAACCUAAUGCGUCGAAGCACUGUGAGCCUUCUUGAUACCUACCAAAAAUGUGGACUCAAGCGUAAGAGUGAGGAGAUUGAGAACACGAGCAGCGUGCAGAUCAUCGAAGAGCAUCCACCCAUGAUUCAGAAUAAUGCGAGUGGGGCCACUGUAGCCACUGCCACCACAUCGACUGCCACCUCCAAAAACAGUGGUUCCAACAGCGAAGGUGAUUACCAGCUGGUCCAGCAUGAGGUGCUGUGCUCCAUGACCAACACUUACGAAGUUUUAGAAUUCCUGGGCCGAGGGACGUUUGGGCAAGUGGUCAAGUGCUGGAAGCGGGGCACCAAUGAAAUCGUGGCCAUCAAAAUCCUGAAGAACCACCCGUCGUAUGCCCGGCAGGGUCAGAUCGAGGUGAGCAUCCUGGCCCGCUUGAGCACAGAGAGUGCCGACGACUACAACUUUGUCCGCGCCUACGAGUGCUUCCAGCACAAGAACCACACGUGCUUGGUGUUUGAGAUGUUGGAGCAGAACCUCUAUGACUUUCUGAAGCAGAACAAGUUUAGCCCCUUGCCCCUCAAAUACAUUCGCCCAGUCCUCCAGCAGGUAGCCACAGCCCUGAUGAAACUGAAAAGCCUAGGUCUCAUCCAUGCCGACCUCAAACCAGAAAACAUCAUGCUGGUAGAUCCUUCUAGACAGCCGUACAGAGUAAAGGUCAUCGACUUCGGCUCGGCCAGUCACGUGUCCAAGGCUGUGUGUUCCACCUACUUGCAGUCCAGAUAUUACAGGGCCCCUGAGAUCAUCCUUGGUUUACCAUUUUGUGAGGCAAUUGAUAUGUGGUCCCUGGGCUGUGUCAUUGCGGAGCUGUUCCUGGGCUGGCCGCUCUAUCCCGGAGCUUCCGAGUACGAUCAGAUUCGGUAUAUUUCACAAACACAGGGUUUGCCAGCUGAAUAUUUAUUAAGCGCAGGGACAAAGACAACUAGGUUUUUCAACCGUGACACAGACUCGCCGUAUCCUUUGUGGAGGCUGAAGACACCAGAUGACCAUGAAGCAGAGACGGGGAUUAAGUCAAAAGAAGCAAGAAAGUACAUUUUCAACUGUUUAGAUGACAUGGCCCAGGUGAACAUGACAACAGAUUUGGAAGGGAGUGACAUGUUAGUGGAGAAGGCAGACCGGCGGGAGUUCAUCGACCUGUUAAAGAAGAUGCUGACCAUAGAUGCUGAUAAGAGAAUCACUCCAAUUGAAACCCUGAACCACCCCUUUGUCACCAUGACACACCUACUCGAUUUUCCCCACAGUACACACGUCAAAUCAUGUUUCCAGAACAUGGAGAUUUGCAAGCGUCGGGUGAAUAUGUAUGACACGGUGAACCAGAGCAAAACCCCUUUCAUCACACAUGUGGCCCCCAGCACGUCCACCAACCUGACCAUGACCUUCAACAACCAGCUGAACACUGUCCACAACCAGCCCUCAGCGGCAUCCAUGGCCGCAGUGGCCCAGCGGAGCAUGCCCCUGCAGACGGGAACAGCCCAGAUCUGUGCCCGGCCCGACCCCUUCCAGCAAGCUCUCAUCGUGUGUCCACCCGGCUUCCAAGGGUUGCAGGCCUCGCCUUCUAAGCACGCUGGCUAUUCCGUGCGAAUGGAGAAUGCCGUGCCUAUCGUCACUCAAGCCCCAGGAGCGCAGCCUCUUCAGAUCCAACCAGGUCUGCUUGCCCAGCAGGCCUGGCCUAGUGGGACCCAGCAAAUCCUGCUUCCCCCGGCAUGGCAGCAACUGACCGGAGUGGCCACCCACACGUCCGUGCAGCACGCGACUGUCAUUCCCGAGACCAUGGCAGGCACCCAGCAGUUGGCCGACUGGAGGAACACCCACGCUCACGGCAGCCAUUACAAUCCUAUCAUGCAGCAGCCUGCGCUAUUGACUGGUCAUGUGACCCUUCCAGCAGCCCAGCCCUUAAAUGUGGGCGUGGCCCACGUGAUGCGGCAGCAGCCAACCAGCACCACUUCCUCCCGGAAGAGUAAGCAGCACCAGUCCUCUGCGAGAAACGUCUCCACCUGUGAGGUGUCCUCCUCACAGGCCAUCAGCUCCCCUCAGCGGUCCAAGCGCGUCAAGGAGAACACGCCUCCCCGCUGCGCCCUGGUGCACAACAGCCCAGCCUGCAGCUCCUCCGUCACGUGCGGGUGGGGCGACGGGGCCUCCAGCACCACCAGGGAGCGGCAGCGGCAGACGAUUGUCAUUCCUGACACCCCCAGCCCCACGGUCAGCGUCAUCACCAUCAGCAGCGACACGGAUGAGGAGGAGGAACAGAAGCAUGCCCCCACCAGCACCGUCUCCAAGCAGAGAAAAAACGUCAUCAGCUGUGUCACGGUCCACGACUCUCCCUACUCUGACUCCUCCAGCAACACCAGCCCCUACUCCGUGCAGCACCGUGCUGGGCACCACACCAACACCUUUGACACUAAGGGGAGCCUGGAGAACCACUGCACUGGGAACCCCCGAACGAUCAUCGUGCCACCCCUGAAAACCCAGGCCAGCGAAGUGUUGGUGGAAUGUGAUAGUCUGGUGCCAGUCAACACCAGUCAGCACGCGUCUUACAAGUCCAAGUCCUCCAGCAACGUGACCUCCAGCAGCGGUCACUCUUCAGGGAGCUCUUCCGGAGCCAGCGCAUACCGGCAGCCGCGGCCAGGACCGCAUUUCCAGCAGCAGCCUCUCAAUCUUAGCCAGGCUCAGCAGCACAUCACCGCAGAGCGCGCCGGGAGCCACCGCCGGCAGCAGGCCUACAUCACUCCCACGAUGGCUCAGGCCCCGUACUCCUUCCCGCACAACAGCCCCAGCCACGGCACUGUGCACCCCCACCUGGCCGCCGCUGCCGCAGCAGCCCACCUCCCCACCCAGCCCCACCUCUACACCUACACGGCGCCCGCGGCCUUGGGCUCCACCGGCACCGUGGCCCACCUGGUGGCCUCCCAAGGCUCGGCACGUCACACCGUGCAGCACACUGCCUACCCGGCCAGCAUCGUCCACCAGGUCCCCGUGAGCAUGGGCCCCCGGGUCCUGCCCUCGCCCACCAUCCACCCGAGUCAGUAUCCAGCCCAGUUUGCCCACCAGACCUACAUCAGCGCCUCUCCAGCCUCCACCGUCUACACUGGAUACCCACUGAGCCCCGCCAAGGUCAACCAGUACCCUUACAUAUAA